GAGGACUUCACACGUCGUAUCGAUUACCUCGUCGACACCUACAUGCGCGCCCGUCGCAUCUUGUGCCAAAGACACAUUUGCUUCUCACCGUGUUGAUGACAGCUAUCGCGACCUCUGUCUCUCGGCGUUCUUGCUCGUCGUGUCCCGACUAGUGCUCCCAUUUCCCCCCUGGGAAUCUGUCGAUAUUGACUCGACCAACUCGACGCUAGCCACAAUGGUGUCCUCGUCAGAUAUUGUCGAGGUUGCCGAUGAGCUUCUUCGCCGAGCGAUGGCUCCUUCGGACGAUGACUCGGAUAUCCCCGAGGAGCAGAAGGAGGCCUUGGCGUCUUGGGCCCUCUUCAUUUCCAUCAUGCUCCUGAUCAUAGCCUUCCUCGCGAGCUAUUUUCUCCACGAAAGGAAGAUUGAGGCUGUCCACGAGACAGUAAUCUCCAUUUUCGCAGGCAUGACGAUUGGCCUUCUGCUGCUUAUCAUGUCCGACGAUUCGAUCCGCAACCUGAUCAGCUUCGACCACCAGAUCUUCUUUAAUCUGCUUCUACCACCCAUCAUUCUUGGGGCGGGUUACGAGUUACAUCAAGCCAACUUCUUCCGCUACAUUGGUCCCAUAGCAACUUUUGCUUUCGCCGGCACCUUCUUGUCUGCCUUCGUCAUCGGUCUUAUUCUUUGGCUGUAUUCCAUGACCGGACUCGAGUCUCUGAAGAUGAACUUUGUCGAUGCCAUUUCCGUGGGCGCCACCCUCUCGGCUACGGAUCCGGUCACUAUAUUGGCCAUUUUCAACACAUACAAGGUCGAUCCGAAGCUGUACACCAUCAUCUUCGGCGAAUCGAUUCUGAACGAUGCCAUCGCUAUUGUCAUUUUUGAAACAGCCCAGAAGUACAAGGCUCACGCCUCCAAGCUGAGCUUCGUUAGCUUCUUUGAGGGUAUUGGUAUCUUUUUCAUCGUCUUCUUCGGCAGCUUGAUCAUUGGUGUCCUUGUUGGUGUUGGGACGGCUCUCCUCCUCAAGAUGACAUACAUCAGACGAUACCCCAAGAUUGAGAGCUGCCUGAUUGUUCUCAUCGCCUAUGCCACCUAUUUCUUCUCGAAUGGCACUCACUUGUCUGGUAUUGUCUCGUUGCUUUUCUGUGGCAUCACGCUGAAGCACUACGCCUAUUUCAAUAUGUCCCGGAGGACACAGCUUACGACCAAGUUUCUCUUCCAAGUGCUUGGUCAGCUGUCGGAGAACUUCAUCUUCAUCUAUCUGGGUCUUGCCUUGUUUACCGAUAACGCCUUGCAGUUCCGCCCUCUGCUCAUCAUCAUCACUGUCCUAGCCGUCUGUGCGGCCCGAUGGGUGGCGGUCUUCCCUCUGUCUUGGGCCAUCAACUGGACCAUUCGCUAUAGGGCACGUCGCAGGGGUGCUGACGUCGGUGACGAACUUCCCUAUAACUACCAGGCUAUGCUUUUCUGGGCCGGCCUGCGAGGAGCAGUCGGCGUUGCGCUAGCCGCAUUGCUCACCGGGGAGAACUCGUACGCACUCAAGGCUACCGUCCUGGUCGUCGUGGUCUUGACAGUCAUUAUCUUCGGCGGAACCACUGCCCGAAUGUUGGAGAUACUCGGCAUUCGUACGGGAGUUGAGGAACUUGACAGCGACGACGAAUUUGACAUUGAAACGUUUGCCGGCGGUAGCCACUACAAGCGCCCCGGGGCCGGUAUCGAAUCAACUUCCAGACGCAAUGGCAACGUCUCGUUAGAGAACCUAGGGGCUCAGAACAACCAAAGGAGAUCUUACGCGUCUGGCCAUAGGUCGCCGAAUCCGCUUCGGCGCACGUCGAGCCUUGGCAGGCAAAAUGCCGAGGAGAGGUCGGACCUGCUUGGACGGAGCGGGAACACGACUGACACCGACCUCGACAGCGAUGUUGACACUUCGGACCUGCCGCCGCCCGCGCAUCGCCCAUCUCGCAGACAAACGAGCCCAAUGUUCACUCCGGGAACAUCACAAACAGGAGGGACUCCGUCCCUGCUGCAGUCCGAAACCGGUUCCCCGGCGGGUGGCGCGAUCGCCACUACCCCGAGUGUAUCGGCCCGGUCCGCUAUUCGCCAGCUGUGGCAAGCUGAGGACCCUGCGCUGCUUCUUAAGCAACUGGAUGACGACUUCAUCAAACCAAGGCUGCUUCUCGAUUCGGGUAGCCGAGGUACUCCCGGCUCUUCGUCGUCUGGCACACAAGGGGGUGGCGCUUCUGGGUCAGGUCGAGAGGCGUAAGGGCAUCGAGACAAGUCAUAAGGACAGUCUAUUGGGCCAGAAAGUCAUGGUGUAAGCAGGAAAAUACAGCGCAGGUUCGAUGCGAGGCGGCUUCUUGUUUCUUCGGUCGUCUGUGGCGGAGCUAGAUGUCAUGCGGCGCUUUGAACUGCUACUAUACAUUCCUGUAGUUCUAGCUCUCCGUAACGGGGAAGCAUCAAUAUAACGAGUCUUAACUGCU
This is a messenger RNA of Sodiomyces alkalinus F11, 2450 nucleotides long. Its product is annotated as sodium/hydrogen exchanger. Gene Ontology annotation, cellular component: fungal-type vacuole membrane; late endosome; early endosome. Bases 215 to 2233 code for a protein of 672 amino acids. Lineage: Eukaryota; Fungi; Ascomycota; Sordariomycetes; Glomerellales; Plectosphaerellaceae. Gene Ontology annotation, molecular function: sodium:proton antiporter activity. Gene Ontology annotation, biological process: proton transmembrane transport; sodium ion transport; vacuolar acidification. The transcript is spliced from 5 exons. The record is from RefSeq and is a predicted model, not a curated record.